This is a messenger RNA of Morchella importuna, 372 nucleotides long. RefSeq lists its product as uncharacterized. The coding region runs from base 1 to 372 and encodes 123 amino acids. The record is from RefSeq and is a predicted model, not a curated record. The transcript is spliced from 2 exons. Lineage: Eukaryota; Fungi; Ascomycota; Pezizomycetes; Pezizales; Morchellaceae.
AUGUCCUUCCUCAAUAACCUAAUUUCGGACUUCCGCGAAGCCAAAGCUGCAGCACAAGCUCAUAAUAUGGCAUCCUACGAGCCACCUUCCACCAGUGGCAUGAGCGCAACUGCUGAGGGCCCUGUGGAGGAUUCACAUACACAGACAAGUGGUAAACCGGUCUCUGAGAGGUACAUCCCUCCACCGCCUCCUAAGAAUCUGCCGCACGGAUGGACGGCAAGAUAUGAUGAAAAGGAGGGUGGGUUCUUGUAUUCUAAAGGGGUGGAUACCAGCUCCGAGCAACGGGACUUUCCUACUGAGAAGAACACCGAGGGAUCUACGGUUACAGUUACUGGAGAGACUACGGAGCAGGUUACAGCGAAGCCCGCGUGA